Effrenium voratum is the source of this 667-nucleotide messenger RNA. The record is from the annotation of a GenBank genome assembly. Lineage: Eukaryota; Dinophyceae; Suessiales; Symbiodiniaceae.
UGGGAGACCCCUGACCAUAGAACAAGCAGGGGGUCGAACGGGAGCGAGCGCAUGGCUGCCUGGCAAUCGCGCCGGCUCUGGGCGCUGGCGCUGGCGCUGGCGGGCUUGCUCGCGCCCUUCGCGCCGCUCUUUGCCCAGUGGCAGAGACCGCAAGUUCUUUCUGUGCGGCCUGGCUACAGGCUUCGGCGCAGGGAGCCUGACGGCGAAUGGGCCUAUGGGGACAUCGUCCAGGUCGGGCCCAGCGAGGAGCGGCGGAGCCGCCGGGGUGACGAUGCGCAGGGCCAGGUGACCGUGCGCUGGGAGGACUCGGAGGAGGCCACGCUGGUGAAUGUCUCCUCGGGCGAGGUGGAGCUCGCUGAAGCGGAUGCCGCGCAGGAGCUACUGGGGCGCUUAGCAGAGGCGCGAACCUCCGACUUGGCGGAGGCGGAGGCUGAAGAGGGCCCUGAUGCCGUGCUCUUCAGCCUGGAGGACGUGAGGGAGGAGCUUGAGGCCUUCAGAUGGAUCAGCGAAGAGGUCAUGCACCGGCGCAACGAGCUGCGCGACCUGGAGGAGGAGAAUCGACAAAUCCGCGAGGAGCAGGAGCUUGCGCGAAGACAGUACGAAGAGAUGAUCGAAGAGGCAGGGAGUCUGGAGAUCUGGGUCCGCAAGCGACGUGAAGCGUCCGGGG